AUGUCUGCCAUAGAUAACACCCAACCCAUAGAACCCUUUCUUAAGGACUUCUUGGCCUCCCUAGACAUCCAAUACCAGUCCAACUAUGCCAAUGUGGAAUCUUACGCUACUCAGUUUGCAAAGCAUCUCAAGCGGACCAGUGCCGUGAUUGUCAACGGAUCGCCAUUGAUACCCACUAACAACGACUCCAAGCUCGAAUUUCAGAAGAAAUGGUUGGCUGCACCAUUGACCCAGCACCAGCUCAGCAGUUUCGACUGCCACUUGAUUCCAGGAACAGGCACUUUCAUCAUCAAUCUCAGCUGCAAGGUCAAGUUCGACGAGAGCGGCAAGAACAGACUUGGUGAGUCGGCUGACUUGAUCCAGGAUCCCAGCGUGGGAUCUACCAGAAUCAAUCCCAGGCCCAUCUGGAGCUCGUGGUUUGGUGCCAACAUCAACUUGGUGGUGGACGAGAGCGUCUUGGCUAACAGCAGCGCCGAGGUCAUCUCCAGCUUGGACUACCGAAUCACCUUCAAACCUGAGAACAGUGUGAUACAGUUAUAA
Suhomyces tanzawaensis NRRL Y-17324 is the source of this 540-nucleotide messenger RNA. It is a transcript of the gene MTR2, whose product is annotated as Mtr2p. Lineage: Eukaryota; Fungi; Ascomycota; Pichiomycetes; Serinales; Debaryomycetaceae. The record is from RefSeq and is a predicted model, not a curated record. The transcript is spliced from 2 exons. The coding region runs from base 1 to 540 and encodes 179 amino acids.